AUGUCCAGUUCGUCCUCUUGGCCGCCAUGGCUCGCCAAAUGCACAACAAUGCCUCCAAAAUAUAUGCAAGCAUCCAUCAUAAUAUCGAUCGGCGGCAUCCUAUUCGGUCUUGAUACAGGAACUAUCGCUCCCCUAACUGUUAUGCCUCAAUUCGCCGAAACAUUCGGUACACUCUCAUCAACCGUCCACGGCCUCGUCGUCUCCACAAUCCUCAUCCCCGCAGCCCUCUCUUCAAUGUUCACCGGCCACUUGGCCAAUACCCUCGGUCGCUUAACAGCGACUGCAAUCGGCUCCUUCAUUUUUGGUAUCGGCGCUAUCAUUGAAUGUUCUUCUUUUGGCCUCCCACAACUCUUCAUCGGUCGCGCCAUCAAAGGAGUCGGCGAGGGCUUUUUUCUCAGCACGUUAGUCGUUUAUAUCACUGAGAUCUCGCCUCCUUCCCAACGAGGCACCCUCGCUAGUCUUCCGCAGCUCAUCACCACGUUGGGCAUUCUGACUGGCUAUUUUAUGUGUUAUGGUUCCGUAGAUAUAGCAUCAAGCUUAAGUUGGAGAAUUCCGUUUGCGGUCCAAGCCAUCAUUGCUUUUCUAUUCACAGCAAGCACGUUGUUGUUCCUCCCGCAAAGUCCAAGAUGGUUAGCAGCGAGAGGAAGGUUCGAAGAAGCGGAACGCGUAUGGUUGGAUCUAGGGGUCCCAGAUGAAGAGAGAGAAAAGGUGGAGGAGGUAGAUGAUACGGAAAAGGCAGAUCAGGAAGUUAAGGCGAAAGAUAUUCUUGCGAUUUUUGCGCCGGAUGCUUGGAAGAGGACGGUUUUGGGUUUGUUCUUGAUGGGUAUACAGCAAGCGAGUGGUAUUGAUGGGGUUUUAUAUUACGCACCCAUUCUCUUCCAAUCGGCUGGCCUAACCUCCUCCACCGCCUCAUUUCUCGCCUCCGGAAUCUCCGCACUUCUCAUCUUCCUCACCACCAUCCCAGCCUUCAUGCUCGCCGACAAAUGGGGCCGCAGAACCUCCACUAUCGCCGGCGGUAUCGGCCAGGUAAUCGUCAUGUUCAUCAUCGCCUCACUCUACGCAUCCAACUCGGUGCAUUCCUCUUCUGGCGUGGGUCGCUGGAUCGUUAUCAUCUGCAUUUACCUCUUUGCGAUCAUAUUUUCCGCCACGUGGGCCGUGUCGUUUAGAGUCUAUGUGUCUGAGAUUCAGAGCGCGAAAACGAGGGCGGGGGCCACGAGUCUAAGUUUGAGUGCUAAUUGGGUGGUUAAUUGGAUAAUAGCGUUUACGACCCCGAUCUUCUUGAGUAAGAGUCAGAGUGGUUGUUAUUGGUUGUGGGGAGGGGCGGCAAUGGUGGCGGUGGUGGUGGCGUUUUUUUGGAUGCCAGAGACGAUGGGGAAGAGUUUGGAGGAGAUUGAUAGGGCGUUUAGGAAGGGGGGGAGUGAGGGGGUGGUUGGGGGAGGUGGAGUGGUGGAAGAGGGGAGGGGGGAGAGUUUGGGGGGGAGGAAUGAGGAUACAGUUGGGAGGGAUGACAAGCAUGAGGUGGAAGAUACUUCGGAAGUUGUUGUCAAUACCCCAGCUUUGAGUUCCAGUGUGUCGUUGUCGUGA
Sclerotinia borealis F-4128 is the source of this 1584-nucleotide messenger RNA. Lineage: Eukaryota; Fungi; Ascomycota; Leotiomycetes; Helotiales; Sclerotiniaceae. The record is from the annotation of a GenBank genome assembly.